AUGUUCCCAACGGAUUGGCUGCAAUCUCCAAGGUGCCUGCCGCAGGAUGGGGGCAGAUCCUCGCCUACAUGGCCUUCUGCGAGGUUUCCCAGGACCAGUCUCCGGGCACCCCAGCCGCAGCGGGCGACUUCGGCUUCAAGGUCUUGCCCUCCAGCGACCCAGCUGCUGGCGAUGAUGGCCAUCAUCGGAAUGUUCUUCCAGGUGGGACAUCUCUGUAACAAUGCUAUGAGGUAG
Messenger RNA from Symbiodinium sp. CCMP2456, 234 nucleotides. The record is from the annotation of a GenBank genome assembly. Lineage: Eukaryota; Dinophyceae; Suessiales; Symbiodiniaceae.